AUGUCCGAGCAGCCGACCAACACGGUUCAAGUCGAACUCCCUGCGGAAUUCUAUGCGGCCCUGGAGGAGCUGCGAACCAUCCGAAUAGCACAACUCGCCUCUGUCGACCAGCAACGCGAGAUGGCGAGAUAUUUUACGGAGUUGAAUGUAUGGUUUGAGGGGCAGGUUCGGCAGCGUCAAAAUGACAUGCAGGCGCUUGAAAGACAAGUGGACGGGUUCGUUCGCGGGGAUCUUGAAGACUUUGCCUGCAGCCUAGCGUUUUUUCCGAAAAUUUUAGUGGCCGCUUUUCAAAAGAGGCGUCUUGGACCAGUCCAGGGGGUCCAGGCAGCAAUUGAUCGUGAUCAGCACACGUAUUAUUCCGACCGCCAACCACACGAAUCCGUCUCCGCGUGGAAUGAAAGUUAG
This is a messenger RNA of Desarmillaria tabescens, 405 nucleotides long. RefSeq lists its product as uncharacterized. The record is from RefSeq and is a predicted model, not a curated record. The transcript is spliced from 4 exons. Lineage: Eukaryota; Fungi; Basidiomycota; Agaricomycetes; Agaricales; Physalacriaceae. Bases 1 to 405 code for a protein of 134 amino acids.